This is a messenger RNA of Puccinia triticina, 4050 nucleotides long. RefSeq lists its product as uncharacterized. The transcript has 3 exons. NCBI's taxonomy places the organism in Eukaryota, Fungi, Basidiomycota, Pucciniomycetes, Pucciniales, Pucciniaceae. The coding region runs from base 1 to 4050 and encodes 1349 amino acids. The record is from RefSeq and is a predicted model, not a curated record.
AUGCACUUCGGCAGAGACAUUCUGUUGCUCAGUAUCCUCACGUUAAUCGUCCUCAUCGGCGAGCUUUCAUGCUUGGAGGGAUCGCCGAGGGACUUCAGUUGGGUACCACACACCCCCGAGCUCGACGCCACCUUCCGUCCCCCUGCUUCAUCGGCGGCCGCGGCGACUGAACACGACGAUUACGGUCAACCAUUCCCGGCCGAUCAUUUUCACCGUUUUCCCGCCCAGGUUGCUGCUGGAGAGCAUCCCGCUGAUUCCCUGGCUUAUCGGCAGGAAAUACCGUUUGACUUCCACGAGAUACAUGGAUCAGGGUUCGUUGGUGGAGAACCACGCACGUCCGAGCUCGACCUUGACGCCAUCUUCCGCCCCCCUGGUACAUCGGCGGCCGCGGCGACGGGACAAGCUGAUCACGGUCAUCCAUUCUCGGCCGAUGAUUUCCGUCCUAUACAUUUUCCAGCCGGGCCAUCAUGUGACCACAAUUACCUCCCACCAGAAUAUUAUCCUACCACGACUGCUGCUGAAGAACAUUCUGCUAAACCCCUAGUUCAGGACGUGCCGGAUGAGUUCGCCGAAACAUUUCAAUCAGCGUUCGGGGGAGCACAAAACUUCGCCGACCUUUUAAAGCUUCUCGCAGGCGGAACAACAGGACCGGAUGGCCUCGUGGCGGCAGGGGCUUCACAGGCACAUUCUGGUGUGCCGCAUUUAUUGGAUAGUCGUAAUCAUCCAAUCGCAGGCCCCAGUACGUCAUACGUGCCCGCCGUCUCGGAGAAUACCUCCCCGUCCUCAUCCACCUUCGGACCCGAUCGAACGCGGAAGCAAAGAGCCGAUCUUUUGGCGAACAACCACAAACCUGAGCCUCGUCGUGUCUCCAGCCAGAAGAAUCCACAGCGCGGCAGAACCCACUUGCACACCUCAUUCCCUCUCCCUGAUGUGCCGCAUGUAUUGGAUAAUCAAAGUAAUACAAUUGCAGACCCUGGUCCGUCGCACGUACCCGCCCUCCCGGGUUAUCCUUUCCCGGCCUCAUCCGACAGAACACCCGCACUCAAUCAAAGACCUUCUCGUAAGCGGAAGCAAAAUGUUAAGCCUUUGGCGGAAAGUCUCAAACCUCAGCCUCCUCAUGUUAACAACCAGACCAAGCGAAGACGCCCCCCAACCACAUUGGUCAUCCCUCUUCCUGACAGCCAACGGCCGGACCUCUCUGAAAGGUUGAUUCGUCAGGGAGGACUAGCGUUUUAUUUGACUGACUUUGCCCCUAAUGAUCCAUCGGAUGAGAUACAAAAGAUAGAAGUAGGUCGGAUCGUGAAACAGCUCAAACUUGACGCGAUCCCGAACAAUCAACUCGUCAUCCCUGAGGACGACUUCUUAAGGAAGCAUCGCUUGUAUCUCGGGUUUGUCAAACCACCUCGGUCCGUCACGGCGCUCGCUAUCAAGCCACCGGGGUAUGUCAAGGGGUCUUCGAAGCCACCCGGGUCUUUCUUGUCGCGCAGCGAUAACAAAGUUCAAGAACAUCCAUAUACAAGAGUGCGUAGAUUAUCGGAAAAACUGCACGACUUCGCGCCUCAUUAUCUGCAUUGGUAUCAACAUUGGUUUGACGAAACUGGGAUAGACUUCGAAAAAAAUCUCCUCCAACCUCACUUUAUCAGUUUCCAGGACGCCGGUGUCCUCUUCCCCCUCUAUCUCUUUUACGUUGAGAUGAUAUCUUCGAUUGUCCCGAGAAAUAAAGAAGUCACCCUAGAAGAUGAACUCUACUGGGCCCAAAAUUUCUUCAACGAAUGGACAAAGAUUUGCAAUGACCCAAAAUAUCAAACUGAUCCUCGGUUCAAAAAGACCAUCGAAUUGUUCAUCAGACAGAGAAAGCGUCCAGGACCAAAAAAAAUUCUUCCACUCCUGUGGAGUUAUUUGGAGCUUUGGAUGAAGACCCAUAGGAAUGGCAUUUUCGAAAAGAAGUCGCGCGCUAUUUCGAAGGUGGUCAAAGAAUUCUUCAACAAUGUCUUCACUUAUGCCUAUUCAGCUCAGCAUGAAAGAUACAUUGCUAGAAUAAUCACUCAGAAUCCUGGAAAAAUUGCUAGCCCCCACCCCCUCCUCCCAGACUACUAUCCUCCCGAAACUGCUAGUGAAGAACGUCCCGCCCAGCCUCAUGCUCUGGACAUGUCGAUUGACUCUAGCGAACUAUUUGAACUCGGAUUCUCCCCCCACGACUUCGACGUCCUUGCGGAGUUCCUCGGACAUGGAGCACCAGGCCCGGAUGGCCUCGCGGAGGGAGGGGCUGCGCAGGCACAUCAUGGCGUGCCGCAUGGAUUGGAGAGGCAAAGUCAUGGCGUGCCGCAUGGAUUGGACAGUCAAAAUCAAGGAAUCGCAGGCGCUGGUCCACCAUUCGUCCCCGCCGUCUCGGAGCAUACCUUCCCACCCGCCUCGGCCGCAACGUCCGGACCCAAUCAAAGACGUAACAAGCGGAAGCACGGCAGUUCCCCCUUGCACAUCCCAAAUUCUUUGCCGGUAAAGCGACAGCGCGGCAGGCCCCGUUUGAUCAACGUCCCACGUCUUCCUCAAGCGGAAUCGAUCGUUCGGGACUCACUUCCAGCCGGGCCGUCAGCUCACUCCUCCCUAUCAGACUAUUUUCCAGCCCAAACUGCUGCUGCAGAACGUCCCACUGACUCUGGGCAGGACGUAUCGUCUGACCCCGGCCAAUUCUAUGGAACCGAGUUCCGCAACAUUCACGACCUUGAUCACGACCUUCUAGCGCGCAUCGGAGGCGGAAGACCAGGCCCGGAUGACCUCGCGGCGUCACGAGCUGCGGAGACACAUUCUAGUGUGCCGCAUGUAUUAGAUACUAAUGGACAUAUAAUCGCAGGCCUGGGUCAGUCAGACGUACCCGCCCUCUCGAAGGAUACCUUCCCGCUCCCCUCCGGCACCACCUCCCCACCAAAGCACAGCCUUGCUUAUGAGCGGCAGCAAAGAGUCGAGGCUGUGGUGAAAAGCCUGGAUCCUCAGCCUCGUCGUGCUAGCCCUGAGAUACGCUGGCCCAAAUUGCACAUCCCACUUCCUUCGCCAGCGGACCCAGAGCUCUCUCAAAAGUUCCGUCGACAUGGAGGACUAGUGUUUUAUUCGACUGACUUUACACCCAAUGAGCCAUUGGAUCCCGUGCAACUGAGGGAAAUAGAUCGGAUCCGCACACGACUCGCAGCGACCCGGAGCCAACAACUCGUUAUCCCCGAGAGUGAAUUUCCAGACACUCAUCGCUUGUAUCUCGGAUUUCUCAAGCCACCCGGUCCUGUCGUGCCACCUGGGUCUGUCAAGUCACCUGGGUCUGUCAAGUCACAACGUGGAUCUGUCAAGUCACAACGUGGGUUUGUCAAGUCACAACGUGGGUCUGUCAAGUCACAACGUGGGUCUGUCAAGCCACGCUGGUCGACCAAGAUAACUGCGCAUUACAAGCCAGACAACAACGACCAAGUUGAAAACAAUCGAGAUCUAAGAAGGAGAAGAUUGACGCUAAAACUAGCCGACUUUCUGCCUCAUUACAAGCAAUGGUAUCAACGUUGGUUCGAUGAGACUGAGAUAGACUUCGAAAAAACUCUUCUUGAACCUUCCUUCAUCAAUGUAAAGCACGUUGGGCUCCUCUUCCCACUCUAUCUCUUUCACGUUGAAAUGAUAUGUUCGAUUGUCCCAAGAAAAGAGGAACUCACCCUAAAAACUGAACUCUACCAGGCCCAAGAAGCCUUCAAAUACUGGGUAACAAUCUACCAUGACCCAUCUUCUUGCAGUAAUCAACAGCUCAAAUCGGCCCUCAAACCGCUGCUCCGCUGUGGGAGAGACAAGAGUAAAGCCCUGGCUAUUCUUCCACUCCUCUGGAGUUUUUUGGAGUAUUGGAUUUUUGCUUACAGAAAUGGAGUUUUCAAAAAGAAGAAGAAGGGUGUUCCAAAGACGGUCAAAGAAUUCUUCAAUAACAUCUUCACUUAUUCCUAUUCAGCUCGUCAUCGAAGUUACAUUGCUAGGAUAAAAUUGGAACGGCCUGAACAAAUAGGCUUUAUUGACAGCUUGAUAAGAUAA